ACUACCUGUACCACACCACACAGACCUCGCUCUUACUCGCCUGGGAAUACACAUCAUGAGGCCCACACCCAUCUUCAGAGCAGGCGGACAUGGCCCAGCAGGCGGGCACGGCGGUCAUCCCAUUCACAUCCACCCCGCGCGCCCGUUAUACAGAUUUGCAGCCGUAGGGCUAGGAGCAUCCAUGUGGUUCUUUUUGUUCUACCGCGCGAGAUAUGAUCUUCCUGUACUCCUUGGCAUGAGACAUCCAUGGGACCACUGAGCCACGUACGACAACGACAACGAAGAGAGCAGGCAGCGAGGAGCAGGAAUCAGGAGGUAUCAAGGAGAAGUGUUGCGGUCGGGGCAACCAUAUCCCCGCGAGGGUCAUGUAAAUACAGCAUGAAACGGAGGCGUCCGACCCACGAGGCUGAGGAGCGUGAUACGGUAGCCGUGCAAUAUACGCAAAUACAAAGCUAUGCUGUACUGUGGCAAGAGUAGAAGCGCAGGCCUCCCAAGCUGCAGAGCGCUGAAGGCAGGGAAUCGUAGUUUCGUAAGUAUGCACGAUUAACAUGAAUGGCAGCAAUGCCCAGUCUCACCAUUUGGCCGCAAGUCGGCAGGGUGGCCUACUGCGGCCUGUCAAACCGAUGGCUGUUACGAGCGUGAAAAUACAGCCUCCUAGUGCCAUGAGGUAUUUCCAAAGGCCGCUAGCAUCAGGCUCACACACGCGCAUAUCACUCCAGCGACGCCAGCCUCAGGCCAAAUUCAGCCACAUUGAGCGCAAAUAGAGACAACGACAAGACCAGAUCAAGCAUAUCCAGCACACAGUGCAACAACUUUCCGCGUAAGGCAUUCAGCGACCACCAUGUCCGAGAUUGCUGCAGGCGCUGCUCGCAAGCAGAGGAGAAUACCACAAGUUCCUGCGAUUCCUGCCGACCCGCAGGAUGCUGUCACUCGAAGACGUACAACGAAUACAGCUGCGGCUCGCAGGUCGCGUGCACGAAAGGCGCAGGAGCAAGAGGAGCUCAAGGCCACCGUUGCUCAGCUUGAGGAGCAACUCCGUCACAUGAGAAAAAGGGCCGAGGACAGUGAAGCGCUCGUGCGCAACAUGAUCGUUCGGGAAAAACAGAACGCGCUGCCCUCCGGCUAUAGAUCGACCGUCAGCACAAUCUAUUCUUUGACUGGCACAGCACCGGAUAUUCCCCAACCGCCACAACCAUCGCCAGAAGACGCAUUUUCUUUCUCGGCGGGCUUUAGAACAUUCCCCAACCACGUGUACAACAUGCCCAAUGUCCCCAGCUCAGAUCGUCUCGCGCCGCCGGCCAAAGCUCGAAAGCGCGAAACCAGCGAGGUCGCGAAAAAAGCAAUCCGGUACACGGGGCAGGCUGCCAGACGUCAAAUCAAAACUGCCAUUAAAGGCACAAAGGGGCCCAAUCCCUAUCUCCGAGAGAUGGCUAAGCUGGCACAUCAGAGCACAUCCUCCCCCUCUUCCACCUCCCGUUCGGACGCUGUGCCAUAUGACUGGCAGCACGCGCGCAAAGACGCUGGAGACCUUCCUCUGGGAAACUCUAACGAGGGGGAAUUGCCCGAGGAGGAGGAUGGGGAAGACGAGGAGGACGAGGCGGACGAGGCGGACGAGGCGGACGAAGACGAUGACGAGGACGAUGACGAGGACGAUGACAAUGACGAGUAGGAGGAGAGGGUGGAUCACAAGUCGGAAUAGGUGAAUGGAGCAGGAGUCGAGGUCGAGGAGCUCAGC
Sphaerulina musiva SO2202 is the source of this 1735-nucleotide messenger RNA. RefSeq lists its product as uncharacterized. The coding region runs from base 842 to 1669 and encodes 275 amino acids. The record is from RefSeq and is a predicted model, not a curated record. Gene Ontology annotation, biological process: regulation of DNA-templated transcription. Gene Ontology annotation, molecular function: DNA-binding transcription factor activity. NCBI's taxonomy places the organism in Eukaryota, Fungi, Ascomycota, Dothideomycetes, Mycosphaerellales, Mycosphaerellaceae. The transcript is spliced from 3 exons.